Messenger RNA from Caenorhabditis briggsae, 3072 nucleotides. The transcript is spliced from 18 exons. Lineage: Eukaryota; Metazoa; Nematoda; Chromadorea; Rhabditida; Rhabditidae. The record is from RefSeq and is a predicted model, not a curated record. Bases 1 to 3072 code for a protein of 1023 amino acids.
AUGAGUAACCUUACCGCGUCACGAUCGGAGUCUAGCUUUGUGAACGCUGCAAGAAAAAUCUCGAGUACAGCAAUCAGUAAAUCAUCAGCGAUCAAGAAAGAUACGAAUCGAACUACUAACACUAGCAACAAAAAAGUAUCGGCUAUACAGCCAAGGGAAAACAGCGAGGAAAGUAGUGAUAAAGACGAGGCAAAGGAUUUUUUGAAAUCCGAUCUUGCGGCGAAGCUAAGGGUCUACGAUCCCACUUGCAAACCGCCCAAAAAAACCCAGAAGUUUUCAUCGACUCCAAACAAUAUGACCAGUUUGCUCGCUUCAAGUGAGAUCCAGACUAUUUCUGGCUUCGAUCGUUCUGCAUAUGCAUCUGGUAAAACCGUUUUGGUAUUGGAAAAUGGAGAUAUGAAGCAUAUUAAUCUUGCUGAAGAGCAACCAAAAAUGGUAUCAAUGAAUUUGGUUGGAAGAGUCACCUCAUUCUCAGUUUCCAAUGAUUUUACGAUUUUCGCCGUCGCUAUUGAAGAGGAGAAUGUAGCUAAAGUUAUGGUAUACUCUUUAGAAUUAGACAUAGGAGAAGAGAAAGCAGUCUAUGGAACUCAAUAUUUAUCCCAGGAGAUGUGCAUUUCUCAAGCAGCCGAGAUAAUCGCGUGUUUAUCAGUGUUGGAAGAACGAGUUCAUUUGCAAACUUUCGAUGUUAAAGACGGUAUCAAUAACUGCAGCGGUAACAUAAUUGCAGAAAAAGUGCCCAUGAACUGGCAGAUCACUUUCUGCCCAGCCGACGAAGGUGUACUGUGUGCUCUUGGCGGGGGAACAGCGUACUUGCUCAGAGCUAGUGGUGGCCAUAUAGAGAAUUUCUCCACUAUUCUGUUACCCGGUGUCCUUUGUCAUGACUGGGCAAAUGAUGUUAAUAUUAUGUUCGGAAAUAAGACUGGAUUAUUGCACAUUUACCGGGAAACCAUUCCCUUGGAUGUGGUGGAUAUCAGAAAGUUGUCUGAAGAUAUCUUGACCGAUUCGGUUAACGUCGAGAUUAUAUCCAUCCGCAGUACAUCACGCCGUCUUGCUUGUCAAACAGGUUCCGGAAUCAUCUUGUUAUUUGAUUCGAAUGCUGAAAGUGGGCCGGACUGGGGCUCAUGCAGAGCAUUCAUUAUAUCGGACUUUCGACUCAAAAGUUAUCACUCGCUAUCCUUCGACUUCGCCGACGAAAAUUUGUUGUAUGAUAGCGGCAACGCCCUGCAAACGAUCUCGAUACAAUUUCUGUCAAAGUUGAAUUCCUUCAAUGGUGACGUAGUAUCCGUGAGACACUGCAGUCGAAUAAUUGGAGCCCGAGCAACAGAAUCCACAAUUAUUACAUUAGACGAUACAGGGUUGUUUGCUGUGUUUUCAAAGUUUACGAACCGUGUACUUUGCUCCAGCCGCGUUCCAGAUGCAUUCUUCUUCACGGUCCUCGCCACCUCCCACAAACUAUUAGUGGUUACUAAAACACAUGUUGAAAGUUAUACUGUCAUGUUAGACGGUCUCAAGGCAGCUGAGUCGAUUUUUGAGAAGGAAUUGAUAAUGGACACGAAACAAAUGCUAUUUUCGAGAGAUAACAAGUUUCUCAUGUUUCUGACAAAGAGUGAUAACGUGUUCUGUGUGGAUUUGUCUAGUCGGAAAAUCCUAUGGAGUACUGAUUACAAACUACACUUUUUCCAAUCAAUGGGAUAUUCGAAUGCAACACUUUUGCUAUUAAAUCAAAAGUUUAUUGUAUCAAGAAUCAAACAUGGAAAGGAUCUUUCCAAUGUCAAUAUGCACGCUUCAGAUAUUGGGUUUUCCAUCACUUCCGAGUUGAUUGAAGGCAAUAACAACUUUGUUUUCAUCACUGCAGACUGUGGGGAACUAUUGUGUUCGGCUGCUUCUGCGUUAGAUGAACCGUAUGUGGUGAAAAGUAAAAUUAAGAGAAUAAGAAUAACUACAAUAAGAGCGUUUGAUGAUGAACUGUUAGUUGGAUAUGAGAAUGGGAGUGUUGGAAUAUUAAAACUAACGCAACAGGUUCCUGAGGAUGUCAAUGAUAUUAUUUUAUGCAAUUUCAAUGGAGUUAUCAACUUGAAGUCAUUAUUGAGAGAUAUCAAUGCAGAGAGGAACCUUAUCAAAGAAACAACAGAAAAGUUUCUGGAUCUUUUCACUACUCGAACAAACAACGAACUACAACAGAUUAAAACGGAAUUCGAUGAAACCAUGAGAAACUACAAAGAACGUGUUAAGACGUUUGAAAAAGACUUCAAUGAAUCGGAGACGAUCAAGCAGAAAACGAUAGCAAACUUGAAGGGGUUGUACGAGGACGAGAGUACUCAUCAGAAGAGAAAAUACGAGACGAUGAUUGAAGAUCAAAUCAGGAAGUCUUUUCGACAGUUGGAGGAGAAACAGAAUGAAAUAAAAGCUAUUAAAGAAGAUGCAGAGCGCAAGCAUCGAGAAAUGAUUGGCUCAUUUCACAUAACCGAAAAACAAUUGAACAUCCAAGCUGAGAAUCAUCUGAAAAAAACAAUUAAAGACUUAAAACUUCAAAUCAUCAAGAAGCACGACGAUCUGUCGGCUUUAAGAGAAGAAAAAGAGCAAAACACACUGAAGCUAAAAGAGAACCAUAGAGAAGAUGCAGAACUUCUAGAAGCAGAAAUUUGGGCUCUCAAAGCUACGUGCGUCCAACUCAACGAGCAACGUGAUCAUAUUGGUGAUGAGAAUAUUAAGAUCAAUUCAAUGCUAAGAAUUGCAAAACAACAAAUUGAGCACAUGAGAGACGAGAAUAAGCGGCAAGAAGUGGAGGUUCAAAAUCUCCGAGAAAUCAUACAGAAACUUCACAACAAGGAAAAUGAAAUAACAAGAGCGUAUACCAAAGUUAAGAAGAACUUCAGUAUUCAGACAAAACAAUAUGAUGAAUUGGUUCAGCAGAAUCAUCGAUGGAAGCGACGCAUGCAAGAUUUGGAAGCUCGAAUUGAGCAGCUAGCGGGAUGUGUCUAUGAUCCAAGAAGACUGGAACACUCAGUUCUCAGUUUACUUGCGAAAUCUCAAAAUGUGGAUUUAGACAAAAGAUACAAGGCGCCAAUUUGA